This is a messenger RNA of Guillardia theta CCMP2712, 369 nucleotides long. RefSeq lists its product as hypothetical. The transcript has a single exon. Gene Ontology annotation, molecular function: protein binding. The record is from RefSeq and is a predicted model, not a curated record. NCBI's taxonomy places the organism in Eukaryota, Cryptophyceae, Pyrenomonadales, Geminigeraceae. The annotation marks the transcript as partial.
CCGACAGUGACGGCGGUGGUACGAGGACAGGGGGAGCUGAUCCGGCUGCUGAAGGCGGGCGAAUACGACAUGGACGAGCGGACGGAGGACGGGAGGACAGGGCUGCAUGUAGCGGGGAUGCUGGGGAGGGCGGGGAGCGUGAGGGAGCUGAUACAGGCAGGUGCAGAGGUAGGAGCGAAGGACGAUGAAUGGAAGACGAUGGUGCACUGGGCGGGGGAGUAUGGGCAUGUGGAGGUACUGAAGACGGUAGAGGAAGAAUGCGGGAAAGAGACUCUGAGGACCUUGAUGAUGGAGAGGAGCAAUGACGGCAAGACAUGCGCGCACUAUGCGAGUGCAGGUGGGCAGUUGGAGGUGCUGCGGUAUGCUGUA